Molecule: messenger RNA, 874 nt
Organism: Sesamum indicum (sesame)
Lineage: Eukaryota; Viridiplantae; Streptophyta; Magnoliopsida; Lamiales; Pedaliaceae
Gene: MUTE
Product: basic helix-loop-helix (bHLH) DNA-binding superfamily protein
Biological process (GO): stomatal complex development; guard cell differentiation; positive regulation of DNA-templated transcription
Cellular component (GO): nucleus
Molecular function (GO): protein dimerization activity; DNA-binding transcription factor activity
Source: RefSeq, a predicted model, not a curated record
UACAAAACCUUGAUAUUCUACCUACCUCACUCCUCUAUAAAUAGUGUAAAGGAUACUUGAAUCAAACCAACAAAGCCAGCAACUGAAACACCUAAUCCUUAUUAGCUCGAUCAAGUUCUUAACCAUGUCUCACAUUGCCGUGGAGAGGAACAGAAGAAGACAGAUGAACGAACACCUCAAGGUUUUACGUUCUUUGACUCCAUGUUUCUACAUCAAACGGGGAGAUCAAGCAUCAAUUAUAGGUGGGGUGAUCGAAUUCAUCAAGGAGUUGCACCAAGUUUUACAAUCCUUGGAGGCUAAAAAACGAAGGAAGAGCCUAAGCCCUAGCCCCGGACCUAGUCCAAGGCAAUUUCAGCCAAGUCCUCAGCUUCCAGACAGCCCUUUUGGGAUUCACGACAACAACUUCAAGGAACUCGGAGCAUGCUGCAACUCUCCAGUCGCAGAUGUUGAAGCAAAGAUUUCCGGGUCGAACGUCCUCCUCAGGACUAUUUCCAGGAGAAUUCCAGGUCAAAUCGUGAGGAUAAUAAGUGUCUUAGAGAAAUUAUCCUUCGAGAUUCUUCACUUGAACAUCAGCAGCAUGGAAGAUACUGUUCUAUACUCCUUCGUCAUCAAGCUGCAGAUAGGGUUGGAGUGCCAAGUGAGCGUGGAGGAACUAACCCUUGAAGUUCAGCAAAGUUUCUGCUGUGAAGCUGCUGCAGCUAACUGUAUGAAGCUGGGGCACGCAUCACAAACUUAAUUCGGACAUACUGCUUUAAUGUUGUAAUAAUACAUAGGAAUUAACUAAUGAUGUCGAUCGGAUGGCUUAAACUAAAAAAGUAUAUGUAACCUAAUUUACACAUAUCAGCUUUGCUAUAUAUCAAAUUAAUUCGCUGUG